Messenger RNA from Ixodes scapularis (black-legged tick), 510 nucleotides. Its product is annotated as tropomyosin-like. The transcript has a single exon. Bases 1 to 510 code for a protein of 169 amino acids. NCBI's taxonomy places the organism in Eukaryota, Metazoa, Arthropoda, Arachnida, Ixodida, Ixodidae. The record is from RefSeq and is a predicted model, not a curated record.
AUGGCCAGCGAGGCCAAAGCAAGGGCCUCCGAAGCCGAAGCCAGGGCCUCCAAAGCCGAAGCCAGGGCCUCCAAAGCCGAAGCCAGGGCCUCUGAAGCCGAAGUUAAGGCCUCCGAGGCCGAAGCCAGGGCCUCCGAAGCCGAAGCCAGGGCCUCCGAGGCCGAAGCCAGGGCCUUCGAGGCUGAAGCCAGGGCCUCAGGGGCCGACUCCAGACCAGGGACUGCAAGGGCUGAGGACGCGGAGGCCAGGGCCGAGGUGGCCGUGGCCAGAGCGGAGGAGGCCACGACCAGGGCGGAGGAGGCCGAGGCCAGGGCGGAGGAGGCCGAGGCCAGGGCGGAGGAGGCCGAGGCCAGAGCGGAGGAGGCCGAGACGAAGGUCGUCGAGGGAAAAGCACAGAUGGCUUUCAUGCUGGACGACCUUCUCCCUGCUUUGGAACGUAUGACUGAAUUUACAAAUAUCUGGAAACUUCCAGGUUACAUCAGUCCUCUUAUGAUUAGCUAUAAAUGGUGA